AUGGCUUCACAUUUUUCACUGAACAUUUUUGUGUCUCCCUCCGCCUGUCGUCGUCGUCUGUCUGUGGGUGUGUCUCCCUUCCUCGGCCUGUCGCCUGUCUGUCUGUGGGUGGGUGUCUCUCUCCCUCCGGCCGGUCGUCGUCGUCUGUGCUUGUGUGUGUGUGUGUGUGUGUGUCUCCCUCCCUCCGGCCGGUCGUCGUCGUCUGUGCGUGUGUGUGUCUCCCUCCCUCGGUCUGUCGUCGUCUGUCUGUCUGUCUGUGUGUGUGUGUCUCCCCUCCCUCCGGCCGGUCGUCGUCGUCUGUGCUUGUGUGUGUGUGUGUGUGUCUCCCUCCUCCGGCCGGUCGUCGUCGUCGUCGUCGUCGGUCGUCGUCGUCUGUGUGUGUGUGUGUGUCUCCCUCCCUCCGGCCGGUCGUCGUCGUCUGUGCUUGUGUGUGUGUGUCUCCCUCCCUCCGGCCGGUCGUCGUCGUUUGUGCUUGUGUGUGUGUGUCUCCCUCCCUCCGGCCAGUCGUCGUCUGUGUGUGUUUGUGUCUCCCUCCCUCGGCCUGUCGUCGUCUGUCUGUUUGUGUGUGUGUCUCCCUCCCUCGGCCUGUCGUCGUCUGUUUUGUGUGUGUGUGUCUCCCUCCCUCGGCCUGUCGUCGUCUGUUUGUGUGUGUGUGUCUCCCUCCCUCGGCCUGUGUCGUCUGUCUGUCUGUCUGUGUGUGUGUGUCUCCCUCCCUCGGCCUGUCGUCGUCUGUCUGUCUGUCUGUGUGUGUGUGUCUCCCUCCCUCGACCUGUCGUCGUCUGUCUGUCUGUGUGUGUGUGUCUCCCUCCCUCCGGCCGGUCGUCGUCGUCUGUGCUUGUGUGUGUGUCUCCCUCCCUCCGGCCGGUCGUCGUCGUCUGUGCGUGUGUGUGUCUCCCUCCCUCGGCCUGUCGUCGUCUGUCUGUCUGUCUGUCUGUGUGUGUGUGUGUCUCCCUCCCUCGGCCUGUCGUCGUCUGUCUGUGUGUGUGUCUCCCUCCCUCCGGCCGGUCGUCGUCGUCUGUGUGUGUGUGUCUUCCCUCCCUCCCUCCCUCCGGCCGGUCGUCGUCGUCUGUGCGUGUGUGUGUCCUCCUUCCUCCUCCCUCGCUCCGGCCGGUCGUCGUCGUCUGUGCAUCUAUACGCCUGCAUUAUACACCUACGUUCGCACUCUGUCUGGGCCUACUACGUUCGCGCUCUGUCUGGGCCUACUACGUUCGCACUCUGUCUGGGCCUACUACGUUCGCACUCUGUCUGGGCCUAAAAAAGUUCGCACUCUGUCUGGGCCUCUAUAGCCUCUGUAAACAGCCUACCCCUAGUGACAAAAACUCUGUCUGGGAUAAAAAAAUUAAUGCAACAUUUUCUGGGCCUACUACGUUUUUGUCCACUCUGUCUGGGCCUACUACGUUCGCACUCUGUCUGGGCCUACUACGUUCAAACCACUCUGUCUGGGCCUACUACGUUCAAACUCUGUCUGGGCCUACUAAAAAAAAACUCUGUCUGGGCCUACUAAAAGGGCACUCUGUCUGGGCCUACUACGUUCGCACUCUGUCUGGGCCUACUACGUUCGCACUCUGUCUGGGCCUACUACGUUCGCACUCUGUCUGGGCCUACUACGUUCGCACUCUGUCUGGGCCUACUGACAUUGCGAUCUGA
Acanthosepion pharaonis is the source of this 1647-nucleotide messenger RNA. The record is from the annotation of a GenBank genome assembly. NCBI's taxonomy places the organism in Eukaryota, Metazoa, Mollusca, Cephalopoda, Sepiida, Sepiidae.